CAGAACUCGACGAGAAUGACUGUAAGUAUCAGCCCGGAAAUGACUUCGCGCCUGAUCUGUUCAAGUCUUUCAAGGGCUCUCAUGUACUUGAACCCUCUAACCAGGCUAUAUCAUCACACCUCUGGGAUCGAUGCGUGCAAUUCCGGGAUGAGGUCUCCAGUCCAGGUUUCGCCAUUUAAUAUGACAUGAGCGCAUUGAGAACGACCGCAGGCGAGAAGAGAUAUGAUUUAUGCAUUUCACUGUGGCAAGUCGCUCAGAAUGGGCGAUUAGAGUCUUCGGCCGUCAAAUUUGAACGGACGGCUCCUUUCUUGAGACCAGAGAGCACAGAUCCUCGUGUCUUAUCUAUCGUUCAAGAUCCCGAACAAUUACUGCCGCCCACCAGCGAGUUCCAGUUGGGAUUUGUCGGGCUUCCGGAGGCCGAUCACUCUACACAUCUAGAAGUCGUCAAGUACUGUCUCGGUGAUUGCGGUAGACACCACACAUGCAAGCCGCUCGAGCAUGCCGACGCUGGAGCCAAGCUUCGAAUGCAGACCAGGUUGCUCGACGUUGGAAAACAUGGAGAUGAGAGAAUUCUGCUGUGGGCCACAACUCUCAAAGACUCUGGCGAGUGGAUUGCACUUUCGCACCGAUGGGGACUUCAAUAUCUUUCAACUACCCCUGAGACUCUCCACUCACAUCUUGGUGGCAUCGAAUUCAGCGCUCUCCCAGCCACUUUCAGAGAUGCAGUGACAGUGACUCGCACUCUAGGGCGUCGCUGCCUCUGCAUUGAUUCCCUUUGCGUUAUCCAAGGUCCGGGUGGCGACUUCAACACUGAGGCAAAACAAAUGAAAGACGUCUACAGCGGCGCUUACUGUGUGAUCGCCUGUAAGCUGUUCAGUUGACCACUUUUCGGGGUUUCUUAAGCAGCGAAAACGCAGGAGCUAUGUUGGGUUGUGCCGCGAAGUCAAAGGCCAGACACCCUUCUAUGUAUGCGAAAGUAUCGACAACUUCAAGGACCAUGUUCUCGAUGGCGAGCUGAAUAGUCGCGGGUGGGUGUUACAAGAGCAUGCUCUGGCUCAUCGAACACUAUUUUUUUUUUACAGAACACUAAACAUACUCUGAGUGUGGGAAAGGCGUACGUUGUGAAACCUCU
This is a messenger RNA of Alternaria rosae, 1132 nucleotides long. RefSeq lists its product as uncharacterized. Bases 186 to 881 code for a protein of 231 amino acids. The transcript has a single exon. NCBI's taxonomy places the organism in Eukaryota, Fungi, Ascomycota, Dothideomycetes, Pleosporales, Pleosporaceae. The record is from RefSeq and is a predicted model, not a curated record.